AAAACAAAAUCAUAAACAAAUAAAAUUGCCAAACGAACGCACGUCUUGUAGGUGAUUGUAAGGUUCAACUUUAGAAAAUGAGAAAUUCAAUCAUUAUUUUGCUAGUUAAAUUUUCACUUACGGUAGGAUUUAAUCCGGGCAAGUUUUCCAACGCAUUUGAAGCGACACACGGAUGUCUGCAGUUCAGCACCCAGGAUGAAUGUCUUCAAUAUAUUCCAACAAACAGAUUCAAACACUUACACGUCACGGAUGCGAAUGUGACCAUUAUGAGAAUGGGUGUAAUGGCCAAUCAAGGACCACACAUACGUUUGUCGCCAGUUGAGUUUCCAACAGGGGUCAAAAUCAAUGAAAUAGUGCUCUCCGCUUGGAACAAUACGGCCAGCGAAAUGAGAAGUUACGUGCCGAAUACAGUGGGGAUUUCUGGAUAUCAACUUUUAAAACGUAUUAGUUCCCCAGGGUUGCUAAAUCAGUUCUAUCCGACGAUGUUCACGAUAGAAAUCGAUCACAAUGGAAAUGUCAAACUGAUCAAAGAUGGUGACCGGGUUCCCUUGGUUGAGUUCCAAGACCAGAAGAUAUCGUUCGAGUACGUACAGUUUUGCAAAUAUAUGGCACCUGCCACUUUCUUUUUUGAUUGUCCAUUGGAGAUAGACCAGCGAGACUGUAGUGGAGUUGUGCAGAAUUGACAGUAAAAGUUUCUCAAAUGUUAAACAUAGAAUUGAAAUACUCAAGAUUUUUUUUAGGAAUUUGUGUAUCAAAUAAAUAUGUUUAAUAUCAUGAUGAUCGA
Aedes aegypti (yellow fever mosquito) is the source of this 784-nucleotide messenger RNA. RefSeq lists its product as uncharacterized. The transcript has 3 exons. The record is from RefSeq and is a predicted model, not a curated record. NCBI's taxonomy places the organism in Eukaryota, Metazoa, Arthropoda, Insecta, Diptera, Culicidae. Bases 78 to 683 code for a protein of 201 amino acids.